CCGAGCCUCAUGUCCGCCUCUCCUUCCUCUCUGCUGGAUUAAGAGCUGGAUUAUUCUGGGAUUCUGCCUCCAGAUCAAUGAGCCUGCUGCUGGAAUAUGGGACUUUUCAUGUGGGCUUUGAACCAUGGGCACGGGGAAGUGUGUGUGUGCGCUCAGCUCUGGGUGAUUCUCAUAACUCUUGCAGGUAGGACUCCUCCCACCAGCUCGGACUCGCUCCUCAGCUCCUCAGCAGUGAUGUCCAGUCUGGCUCCGCCCACCGUCUACCUGCCCGCCACCUUCAAGAUGUCCAACGCCCAGCUGGCCUUCUUCCUGCGGGAGGCGGAGGGGGCGGGGCCGCCGGGCGGCGGUGGCGGCGGCGGCCACCCGCUGCAGCGCUCGGAGAGCUUCGUGGUCUUCCAGACCAAGGAGCUCCCCGCCAUCAACAUCAGCCUGGGGCCGUUCGCCCGGGACCAGGCGCUGAGCAAGGAGCUGCUGCAGCCGGCCGGCGCCCUGGACGUCCCGGGACGCCUCACCGUCAGCUGGAAGGUGCGCGCCUUCAUCGUGCAGGCCCGCGUCUUCUCCAACAGCCCCGCCCUCCAGGUCUUCUUCUACAUCGCCGGCCGCGACUGGGACGACUUCAAGGCCCAGGACCGGCUGCCCUGCGUGCGCCUGCACGCCUUCCGCGACGUCCGGGAGAUCCAGACGUCCUGCCGCAUGAAGGGCAACCUGGCGCAGUGCCUGGCGCAGCUGGAGCUGCCGGCGUCCUGGUUCAACUCCAACGUGGCGCCGCUGGGCCGGCGGAAAGGCUCGGGCGACGCGCUGCUGGACGGGCUGGGCGGCGAGACGCUGCAGGCCGAGCUCUACUACACGCUGCACGAGCCCGACGCCGAGGGCGAGUGCGGCGGGGGCGGGGCCGGGGGCGGGGCCGGCGCCAGGCCCGAGCCCCCGCCGCAGCACCCCCUGCUGCGCAUCGGCAGCAUCAGCCUGUACCAGGCCGGCCAGGAGCAGCUGCUGGCCGACAAGCAGCUGGACAAGAACAUGUUCCUGCGGCUGCCCGAGAAGCCGCUGAGGCCCGGAGAGACGCUGCGCAUCUUCCUCUACCUGAUGCCCAACUCCACCAUCGACCAGUUCACGCUCAAGGUCAAGGCCAAGAAGGGGGUGAACCUGCUCCAGACCCGGUCCAAGAACGCCCAGUGGAAGGUGGAGUGGGAGGUGCAGUCCGGGGCCAAGCACUCCAUCACCACCAUCGACGUCAGCAAGAACAGGGCGGCGAAGCAGGGGGAGGUGCUGGGCAACGUGGAGGUGAUGCAGCUGGACUUCGAGAUGGAGAACUUCACCAGCCUGUCAGUCACCAGACGGAUCAACUGGAACAUCGACUACAAGGGGCAGAACCCGCCGCCCGACUCGGAGAAGGUGGUGACGGAGCUGACGGUGGUUCAGCGCGACAUCCAGGCCAUCAUCCCUCUGGCCAUGGACACGGAGAUCAUCAACACCGCCAUCCUGACCGGGCGCACCGUGGCCAUCCCCGUCAAGAUGGUGUCCAUCGAGAUGAGCGGCGCCGUCACCGACGUGUCGGCCUUCGUUCAGUGCAAGUCGUCCAACGAGGACAUCGUCAAGGUGUCCAUGAAUUGCGACUACGUGUUCGUCAACGGGAAGGAGACGCGCGGCUCCAUGAACGCCAGGGUCAUCUUCAGCUUCGAGCACCUGAGCGCGCCGCUGGAGCUCACCGUCUGGGUCCCCAAGCUGCCGCUGCAGGUGGAGCUGUCCGACUACAACCUCAGCUUCAUCAAAGGGUGGAGGGUUCCCAUCCUGCCCGACCGAAGGAGCACCAGAGACAGCGACACGGACGAGGAUGAGGACGAGCGGCGGGUGAGCCGCGGCUGCACCCUGCAGUACCAGCGGGCCCUGGUCAAGGUCCUGACCCAGUUCCACACCACCUCCACGGAGGGCACGGACCAGGUCAUCACCAUGCUGGGGCCGGACUGGCAGGUGGACGUCACAGACCUGGUCCAGGACUCCCUGAAGGUGGCCGACCCCCGGAUAGCAGAGCUGGUGGACCGGACGGUCCUGGUGGGUCUGGAGCUGGGAUCCACCGUGCUGAAGGUGGAGUCUCCGCUGGCGGUGGACGCCGUGCUGGGGGAGGCGGCGUUCGCCGUCACCGACGACAAGGUUUCCAUCACGGAGCUGCGCGUGCACGCCGUGUCGGGGCUGACCCUGUCCCUGCAGCCCAGCCCGGGGAACAGCCACACCAUGGUGGCCAAGGCCGGCGGCCUGCAGACGCUCGGCGCCCCCAAACAGGAGGCCAGUUUUUCCGUGUGGAUGCUCUUCAGCGACAACACAGCCGCCACGCUGACGUACUUCGACCCCAAAGACUACAACCUGAACGCGUCCACGCUGGACGACAAGGUGGUGUCGGUGUCGCAGGAGCCGCAGCAGCGCUGGCCGGUGGUGGUGGCGGAGGGCGAGGGGUCCGGCGAGCUGGUGCGCCUGGAGAUGACCAUCUGCGAGGCCUGCCAGAAGACCAAGCGCAAGAGCGUCAUCGCGUCCGCCGCCGUCUACGUCAAGGUCCGCUUCGGCCCCGAGGAGGACUCGGAGGAGGAGGUGACCACGGAGGGCGAGGCGGAGCCGGCGCCCGUCACCCGCCGGCCGAUGGUCGAUCCCAACGCCGGCGGCAGGAUUUACGAGACGUCCAACGAGCAGCCGGCCAGCGUUCCCAUCGAUUACACCAACUUCCCCACCGUCAGCAACCGGGAGCCGCCCACCGAGAGCGGCGAGGAGGAGGACGACGACUUCGUGCACUCGCCCCGGAACAUGACCGACCUGGAGAUCGGCAUGUACGCCCUGCUGGGCGUCUUCUGCCUCGCCAUCCUGGUGUUCCUCAUCAACUGCAUCGUGUUCGUGCUGAAGUACCGACACAAGCGGAUCCCGCCGGAGGGCCAGGCCAACAUGGACCACUCCCACCACUGGGUGUUCCUGGGGAACGGCCAGCCGCUCCGGGCGCAGUGCGACCUGUCGCCGCAGCAGGCGGAGAGUCCCGGCAACGCCCUGGAGGGCGUGCAGACCUGCUGCCACGGCGACCACCACAGCAGCGGCAGCUCGCAGACCAGCGUCCAGAGCCAGGUGCACGGGCGGGGCGACGGCAGCUCGGGCGGCUCCACCAAGGACAACGGCGAGGACGCCAGUUCGCCCACCUCCAAGCGCAAGAGAGUCAAGUUCACCACCUUCACCACCCUGCCCACGGAGGAGCUGCCCUACAACUCCAUCCCCAUCGCGGACGAGGAGGACAUUCAGUGGGUGUGCCAGGAUAUGGGCUUUCAAGACCCCGAGGAACUGCAUGACUACAUGCGCCGAAUAAAGGAAAUAGCCUGAGAUCCCAGGCACUUUCUAAGAAGAACGUUCCUUUCUAUUUUUCUCUUUUUCACAGACUGAAAGGCCAGCCGUUGUUUUGGUUCGUAGGGUUUGUUCCAUUUAGUUUGCACAGUGCUGUAAAAUCAUACACGCUCACACAGAGAACGCGGGAAAGCCGAGGACUGCAGCGGAGGACUCACCCGAGGAAUCUGCUGGUCUCGGCUGAGGCGGACAUGUCUGAUGGGGAAGCUGAGCCAUGAAGGGAGCCUGACAGGGCCGGGAGCGAGGCGGCGUCUCCACGGGACUCCACAGUGCUGCACUGACUCCCAACAAAGAGGCCUUUGAUGAACACCAAACUGUCAAAGACUCAUGAAAGCUUCAAAAAAAUCGUUUUGUUUUAUUUUGCCAAAGUAGGGAAAAAAAAAAAACUUUCAAAUGGCGAAACCGUCUUCAUCGUUGUUCUCGGUGCAGCACACUCAUGAUUUGUACUCAUUCCUUACAUUUUUCUACAUUUCCCAGGCGGUGGAACGCAGCGCCCUGCUCCUGCUCCUGAAAUCUUAAUGCCUUAUGAAAAACGGUCACGGUUCACUUCUCUCUCACUGCAGCCGGAGGCGGCGGCGUCGGGGCGUCCACGAUCGCCGUUCUCGGCGCCGGGUCCGAACGGAAACACAUCUUGUGCGCUGCGACGAUCUCUGGCGGUCUUUGCAUGGAUGAACGGGGAUCUCAAGGCACAAUCAGCAACGCUUUUUCGUUCCCAAAUUUGUAAAUGUUUAUAUUGUAAUUAUAUAAUCAUCCUUAGUCAUUACUAAACGGAAUAUGUUCCCAUGCAUCGCGCGCAUGUCGGGCCGGCGAACAUGCAGACAUUCCUCUCCAGUGUGUGUAAAUACCAAACCGGAGUCGCGUCGCUCGCCGCCAGAGGGACAAACUGCUGCAGAUCUUUGAUAGUCUGGUGGCGGGUCGACGGUUCCUCCCGCCCACGCUAACGUCAUGAUUUUUAACAAAAACUGGUAAUCUGACUGUUUGGGGAUUUGCUAUGCAUCCGAAUCUUUUCAUGGUUUAGUUUCGCUCGACUUCAAAAAGUCCCGGAAACGUUCUCACUGAGCACAAGAUCCUGGAACCUCUGCAGGAAACCACGUCCCGAACCAAGAACCAAGCUGACUCCUUCGCCCCGCGGCCUCGCUGUUUCUGUUCUUAGACGCGUCGUGUUACAUAUGUGGUCCCUCAUUAGUUCGGUACGGAUUUGCUUCGCUGCACAAUGUGAACAGGGCGCGCUCCAGUGGCAUGCUGGGAAAUGGGAAAGCUACAACUUACCAGUCCGUGAAAGUUCAACAGAUACGUGAUAAAAAAUCCUUCAGAUUAUUAGCAUUAGCAACAGCACUGGAAUCAACUCGUUGAGGGUUGUACGUUUUAAAAAAGUCUCCUGAAAUUUAAGAGUUGGCAGCCAUUUUCCAAGAUGGCCGCCUUUUUGAGCUCAAUGUUUUCUCCAGGUUUGUUUGUUGGGUUGAUUUGUGUUUUAUGACUAUGAAGAAGUCAAAUGUUCAUCUCUCUAGUGUGUUGUGCUGUGUGAGAAGACGAGACGAGAACCAAGACUCCGUUCACCAGCAGCGCUUCAGAGAAGGUUCACGUUUCCAUGGAAACGACCGGAACACUGACAGUGAUGUUGCUUUCCUGGUGGUCCACUACCGGUGCUGUCGAUUGUUUAAGCAAUGGAACCACACACACACAAACACACACACACACACACACACAGAACAAACACUCUGAACAUUAACAAUGGGAAAGCCUCUACUGAGCAUGUCCAGACGCUGUUUACUGCAUGUGCACUAGCAGCGUUUCAGAAAAGUUGCGUUUUGACCCUGUUUCCAUGGAGACGGGGUCACUGCAUUUUCAAAAAGCUGAAUCCUUCUGAGCCGUUUCCAAAAUACUUGUGUUUUCAGUGACUCCGAGCUCCGUUGUGGUGUGAACAGAAACCCAAAACGCAACGGCAGUUCAGCGUUUUCACUUCAAAUGAGCCCCAGGAGCUAGCUCCCUGUCUCCUGGUUUAUCAGACAUAAUUAGCCUGCUGUUUCUCGUGUAGACGCCGUCUUCAUCCAGAGGUGGGUGAACAGUCACGCCGCUGCUGCUGAGGCAGCUGGGAGGACGGUUGCUGGAGCCUCUGACUGUACUAAUCAACAGCGCUCGAUGAUUGCUGCUGUGUGGAAGCGUUAAUUGCCGCCCGAUCCAUAUUUCCUGAUUUGGCCAAACCCUUCGGACGGCGCUCGACAGCAGCUGAUCGCGUCUGUAAUUGCGGCUGCCCCGCUCUGCCUCUGCGGUCCUGGACUGGAUAACUGGGGCUGACUUCUGAAGGUUAAGGCUAUUCCUGCUCUGAUCUUACAUGAAACGACUUCCCUUUCAGGACUAAUGAGACAAGCGCCACGGAGAAAUCACUCCCCAUGUUACAUUUCUUCUCCGUUCUGUACCGUGCAUCUGAGGGCCGCGAUUCUUCUUUUAUGUUAAUUGACUGACUGAUUCUUAGUGAUCCUGUGAGCAAACAAAUGCUACCUGCUCCGUCUGCGGCGCUAAUGACUGUCGGCGCCAUUUGUCGCUCAGAACUGUCAGUCAGAAUGUGCUUUGUUGCCAUUAUAGCUCAUUUCCCGUCCCUGUGGUGUCGGUAAAGACCCGAUCCACCGCCACUCUCAUCGUGGCAGCUCUGUUAUGCAAAUAUCUUCUUCUUAAAGGACCGGAGUGUCGAAUUAAAGACUUGAUUCGUACAUGAGAGGGAGGCUGAGGACUGCUGGAACACGUCCAGUCCUCCAGUCAGGGACGAGUCAGGAGGAACCGGGGCUUCUUUUUAACAUUUAACUCAUUAAAAUCAGACAAAUACACCAGAUUUCUUUUGUACCACUGCUCAAUGCCCCACUCCCUGUUUGGUUUCUUCAAUUUUAAUCAUUGAACUUUGAGCAUUUCUGCACAUUUUAUUGAUUUUAUUAGAUUCUCAUAUUUCAUGUAUCUGUGCAGCAGCGUUAACAAAUGGAGCUGAGUUUGAAUUUGUUAUUGAUAUUUAGUUACUGAAAUGACUGACGUUCUCAAUCAGUGGUGGAAAAAGACCUGGAAGCUGAAAUUAGACUCAACUAUAGGUAUGAAGUAUUGUAGAAUACUUAAAUACUCUUCUAAGAAAGUAUUAGCUACUUCCUAACUACAUUUAGUCACAGCUGAUUUCAUCCACGUCUGAAGGAAAAUAUAUUAAAUCACAGGAUGGAAAACAAAUAAUGCAAAGCAGACGUCGGAUCAACGGUUAGAAGAUUAAUUCAGUGUGUCACUAAACCAGCUGCAGGACGCUCCGAUCCGGCAGAACCAUCCAGAAAAUUGUCAAAAAUUCAAAGAAAGCGUCACUGAGAGCCGACCUGAGGGUUUUCGCUCCUGUGAAGCUGUUUCAGGCGUUCUGUUGUCACUCAGUGACAUCUAGUGGUGGCUGGGGGUAUGGACCGGUGUGUGUUCUCCUCCCAUUGCUAAUGAUUCCAGUGUAUUGUUCCCUGCGGAGUGUGUGGUUUCAUGACAGUAACGACCAGCAGCACCAACUAGUGGAGCAACAUGAGAACUGCAUGGUUUUCAAAACGUUGCAGAAGUGAAACUUUUCUAAAAAGUAAAACACAAAAACGAAGCGUUGCAGUAUGAACGGGUUCUCGGUUCUGGACGGUCCCCUUCAUCAGGAAGCCUGGACGGGUUUUCCAGCUCCCGCCCCUCUUUAGCUGAUGUUAUUAGCGAGAAGCCUCUCAGGACGCUCCAGGUCCAGGUCCAGGUCCAGGUCCAGGUCCAGGUCCAGGUCCUGAUCCUGAUCCUGAUCCAGUGUGCUCAUGUCGCUUUGUGCAGUUGAACUGAGUGGAGCCCUGGUUUUCAAAGUGUGGGGCGGGCCUCGCCUGGGGUCAUCCGAGAGCCCCGGAGGGGCAACGCAUAAAAACCAGGGAGGGGGUCUGGAGGGUCCUGCGUCCCAGCAUCAGGAAGAGAAUCAGGGACGGGGAACCUCCAGGGAAAACCUGCUUCACUGGUCCGUUUACACGACGGCACACUCAGAGACACUGAAAACACAACUUCCUGGAAACUGAGAUUUUUAAAUCCUCAUCAAUCACAGAAUUUCCUGGUUAAUUAUUAAUGAAAUAUUGAUUUAUGGUGAUUAUUUCAAUUUCAGUUAUUUUGCAAUUCGAGGCAGUUUUAAAUCCAUAAUGUAAAACAUUUCUUACCCGACUCUUAAUUAGGAAUCAAAUGAACACGAGGAAAAAUUGUUCUUUUUGACCUUUUGUAUUUUCCUUCAAAAUAAAGUUCCAUGUUCUCUAACUGGUCUACUUUGAAAAAAAAAAAACCUUUAACAGCAAGCUCCAGCGGUGAUGUCCCAUAAUGCACCUGUACUUCAAAGUCCCACUAAGAAUAAAAUUAAAUGAAUUCACGAGAGCUGAGAUUCAGAACUGCCUGAGUUCUACGGUUUCUCUUCUUCAACCAUAAUGAGAUAAAAACAAAUUAAUCUGUUGAGACUAAUUAAUCGUGAUUAAAGGCGGUCUGGAGGCGCCCUGCUCUCUGCAGCACGUGUUUGUGGUUCCAUUAGCGGAACCAUCAGCGCCACCCAGGGAACCGACAGGAGAACCACACCGUUCUCACUGGUUUUCACGACGCUGCCGUCGAAACGUGAAACUCUUCUGAAACAUAAACCGGGUGGAGGCGGGACCCGGGCGGCCUGACGGAGUCUCUGCUCCGGCAGCUCCAGGAAGACGUGUCUCUUGUCCCCUGCUCAUUCGAGUCCCGGUGUUUUUAAAAAGUGUUCCUUUUGAUCAUUCUUGUGUGAAUUCCACGUCUGUUCUGGGUUCCGCUGCACCUCAAGCUCAUUGUUCUAGUUUUCUUUUUGCUCUCAAGCUGCUAGUAGAACCGGGGUCCCCCCACACCUGUGAUGGAGAUCUUGAACUGUAUGGACCCCCCACCCACCUCACCCCUCCCCCAUGGUGAACUGUGCACGGCGUGCACGGCGUGCACGGCUCGGCCGGCUGUGCCAAGUGACCACCACACUGACUAUGAUAUUGUAAUGUACAGAGCACUGUUGGAUUUCCUGUAUUCUCUGAGAAACAAACCUUGUAUUUUCCCGUUAUCUGUAAACUACUAAAGAAAAUGCAA
This is a messenger RNA of Salarias fasciatus (jewelled blenny), 8463 nucleotides long. RefSeq names its product transmembrane protein 132E (gene tmem132e). The transcript is spliced from 9 exons. Bases 97 to 3348 code for a protein of 1083 amino acids. The record is from RefSeq and is a predicted model, not a curated record. NCBI's taxonomy places the organism in Eukaryota, Metazoa, Chordata, Actinopteri, Blenniiformes, Blenniidae.